Ciona intestinalis (vase tunicate) is the source of this 925-nucleotide messenger RNA. RefSeq lists its product as uncharacterized. Lineage: Eukaryota; Metazoa; Chordata; Ascidiacea; Phlebobranchia; Cionidae. The record is from RefSeq and is a predicted model, not a curated record.
ACUGAUUACGUCACGGCAAUCAAAACCAUAUCUCUUAACAAUAGAUUAAUACAGAAUAGGAAGUUCGUAGACUCGCGGUGUAUCUGUAACUUUCCGAUAACCCAAAACGCACAAGUUUACCUGUGCCCCUGACGCACGACCGCCGAUCUCCUUAUGUUCUUGUUUAAAAAGAAAAAUUCUGCCGUUAAUGUGACCGCAUGUGAAGCUCGCGACAAUGAGCGCGAGGAAGACGGAUUCGUGUUAGUUGGGGAGACCAGCGAUGAAAAGUCGACGGUAAAACCAAAUAACCCCGUUAACCAUGAACCACCACCAAAAUACGAGAAACUUAACGAAGUCUCUACUUCGAGCGGAAGUUAUAAAGCUGAACAACGUACACCACAACCUGAACAAUGUAAUCAAACCAAUCCAACCCCAAAUGUUAUUUCCACCCAUCAACCUACCCACCACAGUGGCAAACAUGACAGUUCUUUUGCAAUUCAGGAUAUUCCCUUUCGAUUUGCAGGCUCUGUCCAAGUCGCUGCCAAUCUUAGGCUUCAAACAUGGGAUAUAAGUGAUGUGAUGCCAAACGUGUGGAGUGACUUGUCAGAGUAUAGUUAUGAUUUUACAAUGGAAUAUAAUGUUCUUGAAUGAAACAUUUUUGUAUCUUUUUAAUGUAGAGGCAGAAUUAUUUUAUUAGUGCAAUAGUGUUAAGUCUAAUUGGACUAACAGUAUUGCCGAUCCAGAAAUAAGUUUUAAAUAUGGGGUGCACCUGCAUUUUUUUAUGUAUAUACAUAUUUACAUGUGUUUGUUUAAAAUUGGAAAUUGGGAUAGUAUCUAUUUAUAAUAGAUAUGUAUCUUUUUUCAUUGUUUUGCAACCACAUAAUGUUACUGCUAUGCAAUUUAACCAAUGGUUGUCAAGUUUGUUUUUUAUUGUACAAACUACAAA